Molecule: messenger RNA, 1764 nt
Organism: Odobenus rosmarus divergens (Pacific walrus)
Lineage: Eukaryota; Metazoa; Chordata; Mammalia; Carnivora; Odobenidae
Product: cytochrome P450 3A12-like
Exons: 12
Biological process (GO): steroid metabolic process; oxidative demethylation
Molecular function (GO): iron ion binding; testosterone 6-beta-hydroxylase activity; oxidoreductase activity, acting on paired donors, with incorporation or reduction of molecular oxygen, reduced flavin or flavoprotein as one donor, and incorporation of one atom of oxygen
Source: RefSeq, a predicted model, not a curated record
UAUAGAUAUGGGACCUCCACACAUGGACUUUUUAAGAAGCUGGGAAUUCCUGGGCCAACACCUUGGCCUUUUGUGGGAACUGCUCUGGCCUACCGUAAGGGUUUUUCUGGUUUUGAUGAGAAAUGUUUCAGAAAGUAUGGAAGAUUUUGGGGGUUUUAUGAUGGGCGACAGCCUGUGUUGGCUAUCAUGGAUCCGGACAUGAUCAAAACGGUACUCGUGAAAGAAUGUUACUCUGUCUUCACAAACCGGCGGUGUUUUGGUCCAGUGGGAUUUAUGAAAAGUUCAGUUUCUUUGUCUGAGGAUGAAGAAUGGAAGAGAAUGCGAACAUUGCUGUCUCCAACCUUCACUAGCGGAAAGCUCAAGGAGAUGUUCUCCAUCAUUGGCCACUAUGGAGAUGUGUUGGUGAGGAACCUGAGGAAGGAGACAGAGAAAAGCAAGUCCAUCACCUUGAAAGACAUCUUUGGGGCCUACAGCAUGGAUGUGAUUACCAGCACAUCAUUUGGAGUGAACAUUGAUUCCCUCAACAACCCACAAGAUCCCUUCGUGGAAAAUAUUAAGAAUUUCCUAAAAUUUGAUUUCCUUGAUCCAUUUUUCUUCUCAGUAUUACUGUUUCCAUUCCUUACCCCAGUUUGUGAAAAAUUAAAUAUCUCACUAUUUCCAAAAACUGUUACUGAUUUUUUCAUGAAAUCUGUAAAAAGGAUGAAGGAAAGUCGCCUCAAAGAUAAACAAAAGCACCGAGUGGAUUUUCUUCAGCUGAUGAUUAACUCCCAGAAUUCCAAAGAAAUAGACACCUAUAAAGCUCUCUCUGAUCUGGAGCUUGUGGCCCAAUCUAUUAUCUUUAUUAUUGCUGGCUACGAGACCACUAGCACUUCUCUUUCCUUCCUUGUGUAUGAACUGGCCACUCACCCUGAUGUCCAGCAGAAACUGCAGGAGGAGAUUGACGCGACUUUCCCCAAUAAGGUAUUGCCCACUUAUGAUGCCCUUCUACAGAUGGAGUAUCUGGACAUGGUGUUGAAUGAGACUCUCAGAUUAUACACAAUCGGUGGUAGACUUGAGAGGGUCAGUAAGAAAGAUGUGGAAAUCAGUGGUGUGUUCAUUCCCAAAGGGACAGUGGUGAUGGUGCCAAUCUUUACUCUUCACCGAGACCUGGAUCUCUGGCCAGAGCCUGAGGAGUUCCGUCCUGAAAGGUUCAGUAAGAAGAACAAGGACAACAUAAAUCCUUAUACAUACCUGCCUUUUGGAACUGGACCCCGAAACUGCCUUGGGAUGAGGUUUGCGAUCAUGAACAUGAAACUUGCCCUGGUCAGAGUCCUGCAGAACUUCUCCUUCAAACCUUGUGAAGAAACACAGAUCCCUCUGAAAUUAAAUUCACAACGGUUACUUCGACCAGAAAAACCCAUUGUUCUCAAGGUUGAGCCAAGAGAUGGGAGUGUGAGUGGAGCCUGACUUUCUCUAAAGACUUCCCCUUUGUUCUUCAAGAAGCUGUAUCCCAGAUUACCAGAGACUUCAAUUUUCUUUGUGAGUAAAACCCAGAAAUGAAGAUGGCCUACAUGUACUGCCUGUGACAGAUGACUAGGGAUUCCGUACAUUCUUUUAGCUUUUGUGGUGUCUGUGUGGAGCAUUGUAUAUUGUGGAGAGUAAAGGAGGUGAUAAUAAUUGCCAGAGAUGUAGACUCAGCCUGUCUGGUUCACAUACACUACCCCCAGUUAGUACCAACUACUCCCCUGAGCACAGAUCAAGAAUAAAACUUUCUCAACAAUUUUA